AAGUCCUUGAGGUAAGGCGGUUGGGCGGAGAGCGUGCGCCCAGUAAACUCCAAACUACACAUUGAGUCACGCGUAUACCAAGACGGCUCGCCGCAUUCGUAAUACGAUAGAAAUUGUACACGUUAAUGUGAUCUGUGCCGUUUGUGAUAACAAGCCAAAGUGUGAUAAGAGUAUUGUGAUUGUUCGUUAAUAGUGAGAGCCGAACGUGAGUACUUUUUGAACUGAUAUUAGAGUUGUUCAAUUGCACAAAUUCAAACUGGACUAAACGCGCCGAGAGAGUCAGAACCAACUAUGGAGCAAUAUCUGGCCCUGGUGACUUUGUCGUUGAUUACAACAGGUGUAACUUCGUUGCAGUGCUAUCAGUGUUUAAUAAAUCCACCUCCUGGAGAAUAUUACAACACAACGAAAAGAUUGUGUAUACACUUUGAUUAUUCGGAUAAUUUCAUUGUGGACUGUCCAUUCUCCACUAUGUGUAUGAAGCAGGAUUUCUACCUUGACAUACAGAAUGGAGUAAGGAUAAACGGCGUCCUUCGUGACUGCGCUCAGCAAAAACACGAGUACCAGGAUUACAAGAAUGGCAAAUGGUCUCCAAAAACAGAGGUCGUUGAGGCCUAUGAAGAAGGUUGUUCAAGUCCGGACUAUAAAGGCGAAAGAGCAGUGGUCACAAAGUACUGUUACUGCCGCAGCAACCUAUGCAAUACAUCAAACACGAACCACGAGGGCUACACCGACAUAAUGGGUGUUAUCGUCGUUUUUAAUCUCAUGAAAUAUAUCAACAGUCUGAGGUAGUCAAAAAUGAAUUUAGAAUAAUAUUACUAAUACUCUUGUGAGUGAUAAGUGCCAAUUGUGGGAAUAAAGAGUGAGCAAUCUCAAGAAGAAACAUCAUUCCAAGAAUAGACUGACAUGUACGUUUGGUAAAUGUGAUUGAUGAUUAAGCCGAUGUGUGAAAAUGUUAAGACAUCAAUCAAUAAAUAUAACGAGUUAAAAACAUCGUGUGAUUCGUUCUCAAAAGAUUCCAUGAUUAAAUAUUUCUAAUCCAAUCGAAAAGAAUAUAUUGAAAUAUGUUGUAUUAUAAAUAAACUGUAUAAAAGAAAUGUGGUUU
This is a messenger RNA of Zerene cesonia (dogface butterfly), 1102 nucleotides long. RefSeq lists its product as uncharacterized. Lineage: Eukaryota; Metazoa; Arthropoda; Insecta; Lepidoptera; Pieridae. The record is from RefSeq and is a predicted model, not a curated record. The transcript is spliced from 5 exons. Gene Ontology annotation, biological process: regulation of synaptic transmission, cholinergic; sleep; positive regulation of voltage-gated potassium channel activity. The coding region runs from base 292 to 789 and encodes 165 amino acids.